This is a messenger RNA of Aspergillus versicolor CBS 583.65, 1203 nucleotides long. RefSeq lists its product as uncharacterized. Lineage: Eukaryota; Fungi; Ascomycota; Eurotiomycetes; Eurotiales; Aspergillaceae. Gene Ontology annotation, molecular function: protein-folding chaperone binding. The transcript has a single exon. Bases 1 to 1203 code for a protein of 400 amino acids. The record is from RefSeq and is a predicted model, not a curated record.
AUGACCCAGCUGCUUCCACACGUUUCCCAGACCUCUCUGGGUGAGACGUGUGCUUUCUAUCUGGAUUACAUCACCGCCGGCGUGCCCUCUUCGUUACACUCUCUCCACCAUAAAUUCGUCCUGCCCCUCAUCUCAGGUCCCGCAUUAUCAACUCCCUUAUUGCGCGCCCUCAUUUCCCCGCCAGACUGGGCUUCCCAUUACCGUGACGACACCUACAAAGCAGCGGCCGCCGUCACCCUCGUCGCUUGUGCGAUUGCCCUUGUGGUAAUGUCUUGGCGUAACUUCUGGCGACGUCCUUCCCCCUCCUACCACCCGCCGAAUACCAGCGAGCGACCCUACACUUAUCUCACAGCUGAUGACAUCGUUGACCCACCUGCGCGGACGUACGAUGGCAGCGCCUACGCGAGAGGGGAGGACGAUGACUCCGAGCCCGACAAGCUCGUCCUGAACCACCGCAAGGUGACAUAUGAGCUUCAUUUCCCGCCUUACUCUAUCAAUGACGGCACGUUAAGCGUCGGCAAGCUGAGACAGAGUGCUGCAGAGGUCACACACACCGCCGACCCUAAUCGCAUCCGGCUGCUCUACAAGGGCAAGCUGCUAGAUGAUGAUUCGCUGCCCUGCCGCCUGGAGGGCCUCAAGCAACAGUCCGAGAUCCUGUGCGUUGUAUCGGAGGUGCAGUCGGGCGCAAGAACACCUAGCGACAUAUCUGAGGCUGAGCGGACGAGCAGUGAAGCCCGUCGCCCACCUCAUCAACACAUCCCCGAAAUCGCACCUAAGGGCAAACGAAAGAAUAAGGGCAAAAACAAAAAGAAGAAACCUCCAUCAGCCUCAGCUGACUCUCCCGACGAAUUGCCUGCCCCUCCCCCGCGACCUGUUCCCUCGACUAGCAGUUCCGCACUUCCACCUCCAGCCCCUAAUCUAAAGAACUUCCCAGACCCUCUCGAUCAAGUUUACGCCCUAAAAGCAUACUUCCGCAAGGAGCUUCUCCCGCUCUGUGAACAGUAUAUCGUGGACACACCACAAGAAGAGAAAGUGCGCGACUUCGAGCACAAGAAGCUCGGCGAGACUAUUCUAGCACAGAUAAUUCUCAAGGCAGACGGCAUCGAGCCCGCAAACGAUGAGACCCGGAUCGCACGAAGGGCUCUGAUCAAGGAGGCGCAAUCUACUCUUAAUACGGUUGAUGCCGCGGCGAAGGCUGAUUAA